AUGGCACAGAGUGACUACUUUCCGGAGAACUUUUCGGAGCUCUCGGCUUGGGAUCUCUGGGAUGCCUCGGAACGUUUCGCAGGGCGGGACGGUUAUUCCCGUGAGCAGUGGUUCAGCUUCUGGCGUUCAGCUUUGCAAGAUCAAGUGGAUGCCUCGACCCAGGAUAUCGCUCCCCCAUCUACUUUACCAGCCUCGGAAGGCCCUGGCCACGAAUGGGGCACAGAGGACUGGGUGCCGACUCCGGUGCUUUCCACUGAUGAGCCGCCCUCUUCUUUGCCUACACCCACCACGGAGGAGGCUGAGGACUUCAACUAUGUGCCGUGGAACUUUUCGCAGCUUUCGGAGGUGGCAGGGGAGUUCAGAUACUUUGCACCCGCCUCCAGAUGGUGCAGCUGGCUCUACCUCGGCUACCCAGUCGGAUCCUUUGCCUUCGACGACCUCUACCGACUCGUCCCCUCCUUUACGAUCGUCGGUUAUGGAUUCCUUAUCCUCGAGAUCUACGAUGCAGCAGUUAGCCACAGCUUUGCAACUCUCGAUUCCGGUCUUGAUGCUUUCCUGGCUUCCAAAGGCUGGUCACCUGAUGCAGAUGAACUCCCUGUCCUCAGGAUGCUGUGGGUGCAGGCUCACAAGAUAUGCAAUUUGCCGUCGGUGGCCUCAGAUUCCUCUGCGAGUACUUUGCAUACGUCUUGGGCGGAGACCUUUCCUCCCAAGCUCUCCUCGGAAACGACUUUGCAGUUGAAGCGGGAUUUUGAGAAAUCCUACCCAUCCGAAAUUCUCGAUGACACCAACUUUCCGAGUGCGCGUUUGCUUUCUCUCGCUUACAGGCUUAAAGGCACGUCGGACUGGAAGUUCAUCUCCUGGAAACAUAGACUUUCCAAACAACAAGAAGAGGAUUACAACUCGUCCAGGCCCAGAAAGUUGGCGAGAUUUGAGAACUUUACCGACGUCCUUUACGACGACGUGCCCUCUCGCAACGUUGCGGAGAACAUGGGAUUAUAUGGAAUAAGCAAUUUACUUUCCAUACAUUCCAACGCGCUCGCGCUUGCGGACAUCGCUCAUCUUGCUACUUUACGAGUGCGAAGCAGUCGAUGUUGGGAAGUCGUUGGCCAACUUCGGCAGGAAGGCUGGUCGGUGGAUGAUGCUUUACAUGAGUUCACUGACGUUCGUGCCGAGCUGGUUGCUUUGCUUGCUCCUCGACUCGCUCCUUUCAAAGGCAAGAAAGGUGAUGGAAAGGGUGGCAAGGAGCCCUGGAAGGGCCUUACCCCCAAAGGAGGCAAGUCCACAGGGGGCAAAGGCGGCACAACUCCAGGAAAGGGGAAGUCUACCUUUACCAAAGGUACACAUGCCUUUGAGUGGGCAAACAAAGCGAAGAUCAAUGGUGAGACCAAGGUGCUUUGCAUGGCAUACAGUACCCACAAAGGCUGCACUUCCAACAAUUGCAAGUUUGAGCACCUUUGCCCCGUGAUCCUGGAGAACGGCGAGGAAGGCCUGGUUCCAGUUGCUUUGCCUGCAGAUGCUACAGGCAUUUUCCUGGACAUCAACGGGGGGGCCCGGCGCCCUCUUUCAGCAGCAUUUCUUGGAGCUGGCUGUGAUACUUUCUCGGUUGCCCUUUUGCACAUCUUGCUCUGCGCCAGUGAUUUCCCUUCGAAUCUUUUCGAUCGCAUGAUUCAGAUAGCACACGCAUGCUUUGCAGCGGGUUCUCACGUACUGCUUUCUCAGCACUCUGGUUCUUCAGUGUGGAGCCAUGCUUCGGUGAUUUUUCUUUUACAGCAGAUGGGUGCAGAUGCUAUUUUCUGGGACCCACAACGGUUUGGUUGCAACUUCGAAGGCUUUGGACUCCUGGCUGCGUCCUUUUCAUCUUUGCAGUUUUUAGCCACUGCUUCCUCGACGGGGUCUUCAAUGCAGGCCCAUCGGGAAUUUGACUUUUCUUCCUUGAGCGCGGACUUUGUGCUCGCAGUGGCCGAGGGUUCCCUGCAUCUUUUCGCUCAGAGAAGUCCGGAACCUAAAGAUUUGCAGUUUGGCCAGAUUCCUUUUCUGAGGCAUGUCAAAGCGAGAUUCGAUCCACCCUUUGCCAACCAGGAUGGUGCUGGGAUUUACUCAGUGCCUGAUUGGAGUACGCCUCCACCUGGAGUUCCGGAUGUACUUUGCGAUCUCAGGUCCAAACUUCGGCAGUGGAUCUUCGAUGAAAAGAUCCCACAACGACUACAGGCCCAUGCCUUGCAGCACAGCUCAGAGCCACUCUUUCAGGAGGGCGAGAUUCAGCAUCUCAGACAGCUUUUUCAGUCCUGGGUCUCAGAACAAGGAUCGUCACAUGUGAUUGACUGGACGAUUCCGGACCAUCAACCUUACGCUUUGCAUGCUUUGAAGUUCUUCUCACAGUUUGUCAAGGUUGAGGCCUUUGCGGAUGCAAGAGCUGAUGGAGAGCUCAUUGGGAUUGGCGGUUUUAUUGCCUUCCCGUCUGGUGCUUACAUUUGGUUUUCUCAGGCCUGGCAGCUUUCCGAUUUGUCGGUUUUGAGCUUGGAACUUCGCCGACCCGCACAUAAGGACAUUGCCUGCUAUGAGACUUUGGCGCAGAUUGCUUUGGUACAUGCUUACAGGUCAGUAUUUCCUUCGGGUCGAGUGGCAGUUCGCCUCCCCUCCUUUCCCGACAACGCUUCGACAGAGGCCUUGGGGGCGAAGCUUUACACUGCCAAGUGGCCAUUGGGAGCGUUUGCCCAGAAACUUUCCCUCAUAUCUGCAGCUUCGGGUAUUGAGCUGGAUAUUUCUCACAUCGCCGGUGAGAAAAAUGAUGAUGCAGAUCUGUUGAGCAGGUGGAAUCAAACUGAUUCUUUACCUGACAAAUGGCGCAAAGAAGACCGGGUGGAUUGCUCUCUCAAGUUCAUCUGGUUCUUUCGCAAGGAGGUCCUGGUGUGGCCUUCCCACUUUUCUUUACCAGCGGUGACACAGGAACGACAUGUGUCAGAUGAUGACAUAUGA
This is a messenger RNA of Symbiodinium sp. CCMP2592, 2976 nucleotides long. The record is from the annotation of a GenBank genome assembly. Lineage: Eukaryota; Dinophyceae; Suessiales; Symbiodiniaceae.